This is a messenger RNA of Pteronotus mesoamericanus, 7424 nucleotides long. It is a transcript of the gene SOS1, whose product is annotated as SOS Ras/Rac guanine nucleotide exchange factor 1. Gene Ontology annotation, biological process: Ras protein signal transduction; positive regulation of GTPase activity. Gene Ontology annotation, cellular component: plasma membrane. Bases 289 to 4290 code for a protein of 1333 amino acids. The record is from RefSeq and is a predicted model, not a curated record. NCBI's taxonomy places the organism in Eukaryota, Metazoa, Chordata, Mammalia, Chiroptera, Mormoopidae. Gene Ontology annotation, molecular function: protein heterodimerization activity; guanyl-nucleotide exchange factor activity. The transcript is spliced from 23 exons.
GGAAGGGGUGGGGGGCCCAGCCCCGGGGCGGUGGUGCGGGAUGCCGCCGCCGCCGCCUCCGGGCUGCGUUCGCUCUCCGCGGCUGGUACCUGUGUCGGGUGGGUGGCCGGACGCGGGCCUCGCCCCCCAGCCCCCUCUCCGGGGCUAGCCCGGCAGCGCAGCACCCGGAGGGGGCCGGGCCGUGUGGUGGGGCCGCGGCCCUGUUCGGCGCUGCGAGCUCGCCCUCUCGCGGCUCCCGGGCCCGGCCGCCGCCGCCCCCUCCCCUCCCAGAGGCACCCCGGGGGCACCAUGCAGGCGCAGCAGCUGCCGUACGAGUUUUUCAGCGAGGAGAACGUGUCCAAGUGGCGGGGGCUGCUAGUGCCUGCCCUGAAAAAGGUCCAGGGGCAAGUUCAUCCUACUCUUGAAUCUAGUGAUGAUGCUCUUCAGUAUGUUGAAGAAUUAAUUUUACAGUUACUAAAUAUGCUAUGCCAAGCUCAGCCCCGAAGUGUUUCAGAUGUAGAGGAACGUGUUCAAAAAAGUUUCCCUCAUCCAAUUGAUAAGUGGGCAAUAGCUGAUGCCCAGUCGGCUAUUGAAAAGAGGAAGCGAAGAAACCCCUUAUCUCUCCCAGUAGAAAAAAUUCAUCCUUUAUUAAAGGAGGUCCUAGGUUAUAAAAUUGACCACCAGGUUUCUGUUUACAUAGUAGCAGUAUUAGAAUACAUUUCUGCAGACAUUUUAAAGCUGGUGGGUAAUUAUGUACGAAAUAUACGGCAUUAUGAAAUUACAAAACAAGAUAUUAAAGUAGCAAUGUGUGCUGAUAAGGUAUUGAUGGAUAUGUUUCAUCAAGAUGUAGAAGAUAUAAAUAUAUUAUCUUUAACUGAUGAAGAGCCUUCCACCUCAGGAGAGCAAACUUAUUAUGAUUUGGUAAAGGCAUUUAUGGCAGAAAUUCGACAAUACAUAAGGGAACUAAAUUUAAUUAUAAAAGUUUUUAGAGAACCCUUUGUCUCCAAUUCAAAAUUAUUUUCAGCUAACGAUGUAGAAAAUAUAUUUAGUCGUAUAGUAGAUAUACAUGAACUUAGUGUAAAGUUACUGGGCCACAUAGAAGAUACUGUAGAAAUGACAGAUGAAGGCAGUCCCCAUCCACUAGUAGGAAGCUGCUUUGAAGAUUUAGCAGAGGAACUGGCAUUUGAUCCAUAUGAAUCAUAUGCUCGAGAUAUUUUACGACCCGGUUUUCAUGAUCAUUUCCUUAGUCAGUUAUCAAAGCCUGGAGCGGCACUUUAUUUGCAGUCAAUAGGCGAAGGUUUCAAAGAAGCAGUUCAGUAUGUUUUACCCAGGCUGCUGCUAGCCCCGGUUUACCACUGUCUACAUUACUUUGAACUUUUAAAGCAGUUAGAAGAAAAGAGUGAAGAUCAAGAAGAUAAGGAAUGUUUGAAACAAGCAAUAACAGCUUUGCUUAAUGUUCAGAGUGGUAUGGAAAAAAUAUGUUCUAAAAGUCUUGCAAAACGAAGACUUAGUGAAUCUGCAUGUCGGUUUUAUAGUCAGCAAAUGAAGGGGAAACAACUAGCAAUCAAGAAAAUGAAUGAGAUUCAGAAGAAUAUUGAUGGUUGGGAGGGAAAAGACAUUGGACAGUGUUGCAAUGAGUUUAUAAUGGAAGGAACCCUUACACGUGUAGGAGCCAAACAUGAGAGACACAUAUUUCUCUUUGAUGGCUUAAUGAUUUGCUGUAAAUCAAAUCAUGGUCAGCCAAGACUUCCUGGAGCUAGCAAUGCAGAAUAUCGUCUUAAAGAAAAGUUUUUUAUGAGAAAGGUACAAAUUAAUGACAAAGAUGACACCAGUGAGUACAAGCAUGCUUUUGAAAUAAUUUUAAAAGAUGAAAAUAGUGUUAUAUUUUCUGCCAAAUCAGCUGAAGAGAAAAACAAUUGGAUGGCAGCAUUGAUAUCUUUACAGUAUCGGAGUACACUGGAAAGGAUGCUUGAUGUGACAAUGCUACAGGAAGAGAAGGAGGAGCAGAUGAGGCUCCCUAGUGCUGACAUUUAUAGAUUUGCAGAGCCCGACUCUGAAGAGAAUAUAAUAUUUGAAGAAAAUAUGCAACCCAAGGCUGGAAUUCCAAUUAUCAAAGCAGGAACUGUUAUUAAACUCAUAGAGAGGCUCACAUACCAUAUGUAUGCAGAUCCCAAUUUUGUUCGGACAUUUCUUACAACAUACAGAUCCUUUUGUAAACCUCAAGAACUACUGAGUCUUAUAAUAGAAAGGUUUGAAAUUCCAGAGCCUGAGCCAACAGAAGCUGAUCGCAUAGCUAUAGAGAAUGGAGAUCAACCCUUGAGUGCAGAACUAAAAAGAUUUAGAAAAGAAUAUAUUCAGCCUGUACAACUGCGAGUAUUAAAUGUCUGUCGGCACUGGGUAGAGCACCACUUCUAUGACUUUGAAAGAGAUACAGAUCUUUUGCGGCGAAUGGAGGAGUUUAUUGGAACAGUAAGAGGUAAAGCAAUGAGAAAAUGGGUUGAAUCCAUCACUAAAAUAAUCCAAAGGAAAAAAAUGGCACGAGACAGUGGACCAGGUCAUAACAUUACAUUUCAGAGUUCCCCUCCCACAGUUGAGUGGCAUAUAAGCAGACCUGGGCACAUAGAGACUUUUGACCUUCUCACCUUACACCCAAUAGAAAUUGCUCGGCAACUCACUUUACUUGAAUCAGAUCUAUACCGAGCUGUACAGCCAUCAGAAUUAGUUGGAAGUGUGUGGACAAAAGAAGACAAAGAAAUUAAUUCUCCUAAUCUUCUGAAAAUGAUCCGGCACACCACUAAUCUCACUCUGUGGUUUGAGAAAUGUAUUGUAGAAACUGAAAACUUAGAAGAAAGAGUAGCUGUGGUGAGUCGAAUAAUUGAGAUUCUGCAAGUCUUUCAAGAGCUGAACAACUUCAAUGGAGUCCUUGAGGUUGUCAGUGCUAUGAACUCAUCACCUGUUUACAGGCUAGACCACACAUUUGAGCAAAUACCAAGUCGCCAAAAGAAAAUUUUAGAAGAAGCUCAUGAAUUAAGUGAAGAUCACUAUAAGAAAUAUUUGGCAAAACUCAGGUCUAUUAAUCCACCAUGUGUGCCUUUCUUUGGAAUUUAUCUAACUAAUAUCUUGAAAACAGAAGAAGGCAACCCUGAGGUCCUAAAAAGGCAUGGAAAAGAGCUUAUAAACUUCAGCAAAAGGAGAAAAGUAGCAGAAAUAACAGGAGAGAUCCAGCAGUACCAAAAUCAGCCUUAUUGUUUACGAGUAGAAUCAGAUAUCAAAAGGUUCUUUGAAAACUUGAAUCCAAUGGGAAAUAGCAUGGAAAAAGAAUUUACAGAUUAUCUUUUCAACAAAUCCCUAGAAAUAGAACCACGAAACCCUAAACCUCUCCCAAGAUUUCCAAAAAAAUACAGCUAUCCCCUAAAAUCUCCUGGUGUUCGUCCAUCAAACCCAAGACCAGGUACCAUGAGACAUCCCACACCUCUGCAGCAGGAGCCGAGGAAAAUUAGUUAUAGUAGGAUCCCUGAAAGUGAAACAGAAAGUACCGCAUCUGCACCAAAUUCUCCAAGAACACCAUUAACACCUCCUCCUGCUUCUGGUGCUUCUAGUACCACAGAUGUCUGCAGUGUAUUUGAUUCUGAUCAUUCAAGCCCUUUUCAUUCAAGCAGCGAUACCGUCUUUAUCCAAGUUACACUGUCCCAUGGCCCAAGAUCUGCUUCAGUAUCAUCUAUAAGUUUAACCAAAGGCACUGAUGAAGUGCCUGUCCCCCCUCCUGUUCCUCCACGGAGACGACCAGAAUCUGCCCCUGCAGAAUCUUCGCCAUCUAAGAUUAUGUCUAAGCAUUUGGACAGCCCCCCAGCGAUUCCUCCUAGACAACCCACAUCCAAAGCCUACUCACCACGAUACUCAGUAUCAGACCGGACCUCUCUAUCAGACGCUCCUGAAAGCCCUCCUUUGUUACCACCACGGGAACCUGUGAGGACACCUGAUGUUUUCUCCAGCUCACCACUACAUCUCCAACCUCCCCCUUUGGGCAAAAAAAGUGAUCACGGCAAUGCCUUCUUUCCAAACAGCCCUUCCCCCUUUACACCACCUCCUCCUCAAACACCUUCUCCUCAUGGCACAAGAAGGCAUCUGCCAUCACCACCAUUAACACAAGAAGUGGACCUUCAUUCCAUUGCUGGGCCACCUGUUCCUCCACGACAAAGCACUUCUCAGCAUAUCCCUAAGCUCCCUCCAAAAACUUACAAAAGGGAGCAUACACAUCCAUCCAUGCACAGAGAUGGACCGCCGCUGUUGGAGAAUGCCCAUUCUUCCUGAGUUCCUCCGUACCAGGAUGUGUAUCUCCUGUCCCCAAAUCCAUUGCUGGCAAUGGAUGCACUGAAUGUGCCAGCACUGAGGAGUUAAAAUGAGAACUCCAAACACUAACGACUCUACUUCAAGAUGCAGUAUAAGACAAUGAAUUUUAACCUAGAUGUAAUUAUAUAAUGAAAAUGGCAUUCGUUUAGAAUAUGAAAAGACUGAUCUAGAGAAAUUGGACAACUGAUUCACCUGAAACUCAAUUAAAGGGACUUUUUCCAGCCAGUGGGCUGGAGCCUCUUUUUGUGAAUUGAUCUUUAUCAUUAAAGGGAUGGAAAACACAGUCUAGUGUCCAGCAGGCCCACAUGAUGACAGUUUUUAUAAUUCAAAAUAUUAUGCACUUUUUAAAAAGAAAUCUUAAACAGGGAUCUUCAUAUCCUCCUUUGUUUUCCUUUGCUUUUACUCGUCCGACUUUAGAAUAUUUUCUUAAGAAUCAUUCAAAGGACUGUGAGGAAAGGCUGUGGUACCUGACCUUGUUGGAAUCAAGGCCCAGCACUGUACUACAGUCCUGUUUACAGAUCAUUAUAGUGAAUUGAAUGAAUUGAAUGGGUACCAAGGCUUCACCAAAGAGGUACUUUUUUUUUAAAAGAAUAAUUAUACCAAUUUUAAGAGCAUAUCCACCCACUCUCCCUAUACAAACAAAACGUGGUGGUGUUGCCUUCAAACGAGAAUUUUUGUGUCGUUAACAUGACAGAAGAACUUUUUUAAAAACUGUAACUGUCAACUAUACAAUUUACAUUUAGGAGACUGUUAUCUCUGCUUGAUUGUCAUUCCCACCCUUCUCCCGCAGAAGUUUACUGGUCAUCCAUGCCAUGGCUCAUAGCUGUCCCACUGACCAUGCUGUGGCAAUGCAGUCACCAGUGUGAAAAGGAGCACUUAGUGCUUGCUGGGCAUCCCUGACACCAUUCAUGUUUUACUAAUAGUUGAGUGAUCAGCCUACCUAGAAUUAUCUUGCAUUGCCGAAAUCAUGUGUAUAUAGUGAAUGUUAUAUAAUAAACCUUGCAGGUCUGUUUUAAUUUAAUUGAAUAAAGAUACAAAUACCUUGUUGGCUGGCAUAUAUUAAAUUAUUAUAUGGAGAAAGUGGUUGAUUCUUAUUUCUUUCAGUUGAAACACACACAAACACGAACACUAAGCAUAAAAGCACGUAUUGUGGUACGCCUUGGUUUCUAGUUCUGGAUGUAUGUAUUUAUCUUAAAGAAUGAUCUAAAGUUGCAGUUUGGCAUGUAGGAUAAUAUUUGGUUAGAAUAGGAUGGGUAUCUUUUAAGCAGAACUUUGUGAGUUUUUUAAUUUCUUAGGCAACAUGUAUACAGUUUGUUAAAGUUUAUAUUAAUCAUUCUACCUUGCUUGAGGUCUUUGCUCUGUCAGAACUAUUCGUAAGAGAACAUCUACCUACAUCAUUAAAAUCAUAAUAUGGAUUAUUCAUUAAGCCUAUGUAUUGAUCUUCUGAGUCUAACAAAUUCUGUGACUGAAAUGCAUGCAACUUGUUGAAGAGAAAAACUUUUAUUAGACUCCACUAUAAUGUCUGAAAUGUGCAGUAUUCCAUCCUUAGAGAGUCAUCAGUUCAUCCAUAUCUGCAUGUGUCCUCUGAAUAAUGAAGCAGCAUUUCAGCAAUUCUGUUAAUCAUGCCAUUAGAGACAUUUUCAGAAGUGCUGCAUCAUGGCUGAAACCUAAAACUUUAAUAAUUUCCUGUGACAUUUAUUAGAGCAUUAAAUGCAUUUCACAAUAGUACAGUAUAUAGUCCUUUAAGACCAGAAUGUUGAUUGCAUCAUCAUCAAGCGAUCCAUCCUAGCAUAUCCCUAUUUAUUUGUUAGAGUUGAAUCUUUGUUUAAUAUCUGUACCAUUCCUAUUAUGGUAGGUAGCCAUUUUUCUCUUUGUAAAAUCUCUCCUUUUAAAAGUCUCCCAAAAAAUUAAUUUCAAAUCCACUCUUGUAUGCGAAGUGUCCAUAAGACCACUCAUUCAGUAAGUAUUUAUUUAAGCCUACUUACUAGUGCUGCUACAAUUAAUCACAAUACACAUUCCAGAAUCUCCCAUGACUUUUUAUUAGAACAGCCUCAUUGUCCCUAGGAUUUCCCUUUAUAUGUCCUAUUGAUCCUCUCUCUCUUUCAUUACCCUAUCCCCACUCCAAAUGAGAACCUGAGAAAAGUCACAUUGGAGCCCAUUCAAUAACUCUGGCCAGUGUGUUCACCUUCAAUAAGGGUUUUAAAUCGGCCUCAUCAAAUAAAAGAGGAAAAAUGCAAGAUUUGGAGCUCUAAUCAUACUUCGCAAAGGGAACCAUUCUAGAGCCGGUGGUUCUAGGAGACCACGUCACUGCGCAUCGGCUUUGUAUGCACUGUGGAUAGAGGACACAUUUAUUUUGAAGCGUGACAUAUGGGUAAAAACAUUUUCUGCAGUGGUAACUAACUAGAGGAAUGCCAAUUGGAUGCCCUUAAAUGAAGGUGAGAAAACUGUAUCCUUGCCUUCGCUUGUGGAACACUAGCUGACAAAUUUAUUCUUUCUAUUAACUAAAAUUACUUAAUCAGGGACGAGAAGUGGCUGAGAAGAUGAAUGCAUCACCAUCAAAUUCUGCUUUUGAGUCCAGGACAUUAUAAGACAGUCAAUGGAGCAUGCCUUUUUCUAAACCAAAUUUCAAAAUAUGCAACAUUUAGAGAUGUAAAUGUUCUUAGAUGUUUCAUUAUCUGGAUCACACAAUGAAAAUAUUUCCAGGUUAAAUUUACUUAAGUGGGCUGAUAACUAAUAUAAUAGAAAGGGAACCUUUUCACAUAUCUAAGCACUUUUAAAAGCAGAACAGAUAAGUAUAUGUUUCUAAAUUCAUUCAAAGGUUAUUUACUCUUCCCAGUCUUCAAUGUAUUUUAAUAGUACAAAUUACCAGGAAAUACACAAACAUUAAAAGUUUGCUUAAUUAAAGGUUGUUGGGUAUCAAAUUAUAUGUUUAGUAGGUUACUGUGCUCUAACAACUCAAGAAUGUUUUACUGGACUGGAUGUAGCAAAGAGCAUGGCACAAUAAUGCUACAAUCAACAGAACAGUCGAGUGAACAAGUACUGUUUCAGUUGGAGACUAUAUUAUGGUUCUAAAUUCUUCCUUAAUAGGUUUUUUU